AUAAAAUAAAUCCAUCUGAACUUCCUCAUCCGCACGCGCUGUUUUCAGCACCGAGGGUACACAUUCUCUCAGUAACACAUUUAUGCGUCACACCGUCGCAGUGACCAAUGCGCGAGCCCUACUAAACAUUCUGUACACACAGAUUAGCGUAGCCUAGCUUAGCCACUUCGCUAGAAUAUGCGAAUUAAAGAGAGGAGGCAGUAAAUGUGUGCAGUUUGAUCUGGACUGCACUGGGGACCGCAGCAGGGGAGAAGAAAGAUGGCUGGAAUUAUUAAAAAACAGAUCCUGAAACAUUUAUCCAGGUUUACAAAGAACCUGUCUCCGGAUAAGAUCAACCUGAGCACGCUGAAGGGAGAAGGUCAGCUCUCCAACCUGGAGCUGGACGAGGAGGUUCUGCAGAACAUGCUGGAUCUGCCCACGUGGCUCUCCAUCAGCCGCGUCUACUGCAACAAAGCCGCCAUCAGAAUCCAGUGGACGAAAUUAAAGACAAGCCCCAUAUGCCUGUUUCUUGACAAGGUGGAAGUAGAGAUGAUGACGUGUGAGGAGCCUCGCCCUCCUAACGGUCCUUCCCCCAUUGCCAUCACCGCAGGUCAAAGCGAGUACGGCUUUGCGGAGAAGGUUGUGGAGGGCAUGUCAGUCAUCAUUAACUCCAUCGUUAUUAAAGUGAAGUCCAGAGCGUUUCACGCCUCCUUCGAGCUCUGGCAGCUUCAGGGAUUCAGUCUGAACCCUAAGUGGCAGAAGAGUGACCUCAGAUACACUCGGAUAACACACCCUAAGAGAGGAGAGGUGCUAACCUUUAAAGAAAUUAACUGGCAGAGUUUGCGUAUCGAAGCAGACGCUAUAAAGAGCGAUGACCAGGAUUUGGGGAGCACACCGCUACGCCUCAUCACCAACCAGGGGCGCAUCCGGAUCGCUCUUAAACGCAGGUUAAAGGACUGUAAUGUUCUGGCAUCGAAGCUGCUCUUCAUCCUGGAUGACCUGCUGUGGGUUCUGACCGACUCGCAGCUUAAAGCCGUUAUCCAUUACGCUAAGUCUCUGAGCGAGGCCAUGGAGAAAUCCGCACAGCAGAGGAAGAGCAUGGAAACAGUCCCCACCUCACCUGGACCCCGUCCACCUUGGCCAGAGCCACACCCAGCCCCUGUGGCCACGCCCAACACGUUAGCAGAGUAUUUCGACCUUUAUGAUGUGAAAGAGUCGUCGUAUCACACAUUUAUUUCUCGUCUUGACCUGCACAUCUGCAACGACAGCUUAUCAUCAGAAACAGACGAACCACCUAUUCCAGGCUCCCAGGGUGCAAUGCAGCUGACCUUUCGUAAAAUGGGUUUCGAUUAUUAUCCCUUCCACAGACCAAGUGAUGGCUGUCGUCAUUGGGAGCGUUACUGCAGCGCUUUGGACUCUCGCACUCAGUGGGCAUCGAAACUGCUACAGGAUUUUCAGAAAAAACUGGAGAGCUCAGGAUUUCCCCAGCCUUCAUCGGAACCUCGUGAACCCAACACACAGUCUCCAGCCAAAAAAAUACACGGAGAUGGAGAGUCUGUAACAGUGACAAGUUUAGCUUUAAAGAAACUCCGCUCCAGCUGCAUGGUGAUCCGUGUCGACGAUCUGGACAUCCAUCAGGUGUCCACCGGGGGGCGUCACAGCAAGAAAACCCAGUCGCUUUUAUCAUGUAACCGCAAAGUGCUGAACAUGGCAGAGAACACUCCCGCGAUCCACCUGCAGUUUACCGAGUACUACUUCCCUCACAGUGCCGGAGGACCGGUACCAUGCUCUAAUCUGUAUGGGCAGAUGAACGGUCUGCAGCUGUGUGUCGACGCCGCGAGCGUGUUGUGGAUGUAUUCGUUUUGUCGUGGCUUGCUGACGACUCUUGAGCAGGUGAAGGCCUUUUAUCACCUGCAGGACAGCAGCAAGAGUGACGAACACGUGGACGUCAGAGUGGACGCUACACAGCUGAAGCUGAUCGUUCCUCUCGACUCGUCCAUCUUGGAUCACCCCGAUCGUCCACAUUCUCUGGGUUUCACUCUAUCUCAGGCGUUUCUGAGCAACACCAAUCACUCUCCUCACUCGUCCUUCUCCGACCUCGAGUCCACGUUCUCUUCUUUUUCCUCUCAGCCGUUUUUCCGACCCUCACCAGGCUUUCCUUUUCCUCGUGACCGGAACACCUUGCACCCUCUUCCUCCAGCAUUUCUAAAGUCCGAUCCGUCGCUCUUACUUUCACGUUCAUCUUCGCAAGACGUCUGGAGUCUAAGUUUGUCCAGAGCUGCAGGGUAUUUUGAAGGCGCUCGGCGAGGAGGCAAAGCGCCGCCGUUCAUGGAGCCGUUUGCUGCGUGUUUAUGGAUGUGCCGACCGCAAGCUUUAACGAGGUCGAUUAAUCAGGAUGGAUCGUUACACAAUGCAGGAAAUGGGAUGGCAAAACCGUCCAAUCAGGACACUCCAUCAGCAUCCUUCCACUUCCUGGUUCAGUCCAUCACUCCAAUCCGAAUGUGGCUCAGUCAUUAUCAGUACGUCGCUCUUCUCCGGAUGAAGGAUUACCUCGCUAGGUUAGCCUCUGACCUCAACCGCUUUCCGAGUGCAAAAACGAAAACGCAGGCUUCACCAUCGGUGUGUGUAUCACUCCUGUUAGAGUCGCUGGAGCUCGGUUUGCUCCUUCCGCCCGUCAUCGAGAAAACAGAAGAAGCAGAAGCGCCAGAGGAAACGGACACGCCAAGCCUGACGGACUCUGAUCUCUCGCCGUCGCGCCCAGACAGCGGGAUUGUGGGAAGCACAGAAAAAGCGUUAGAGCAGGAGGAGGAGGUGUGUGAUGGAGCCGUGGAGGGGCCUGUAGAGGAGGCAUGCGAGGCUAUUGAAGAGGGAUUGGACGAAGGGAAAGGUCAGGGAGGCGAUUCGCAGUUCACAAAAUCAGUCGUCUCACCAUCACUGUCUCUCGCUACAGUGCAGAAUCAGAACACUUCCAUGGUCAGCCUGGAGGGGGAGCUGUCCAACGCACUCAGUGUGACCAAAGACGUCACUAAAGACGCCCUCAGCGCUUCCCUGGACCUCACCAAGGGGGCUCUGUCCAUCACUAAAGACGCUUUCAGCAUCCUGAGCCGCGGCUCCGCCAUGAGCAAAAUAUUCAGCACUCAGAACAAAGAACGAGAAGAUUCUGCUCUGCGUCUGCCGCCCCUUAAACACUCGUUUUCCCAGAAUUCCUGUGACAGUGUUGUCAUGGACACCAGCACCGUUGAUGACAGACUCUCACUGGACAGCGACACCAGUGAAAACUUCGUCAUCUUCACAGACUCGGAUUCCGCUCGUCCUAACGGCACUCCCAUCCACUCGGUGAGAACAGACGGAGGAUCAUCUGCUGAUCUGAGCAGCUCUUUGUCUCACAGCUCUGAUGACAUGUCUCAGGAUAUGGCGUUCGUGCUGCUGCUGUCUCUGCGUGCUGUUCGCUCUCUGAUGCAGCUCCAUGAGCAGGACGCAGUGGUGGCGAUGGAGGUUCAGUCUGUUACACCAGAGCAGCUGGGAAACCAGCGAAUCGUGGACCUGCAAACGUUCACACACUGUGCUUCCUCUCCACCGAUGUCUCCUACGUCCCGUCCCCCAGUGCUGUGUGUCAGAGUGGAGGCGGGGCCAGGGGCAGGGCGUCACUGCUGCACGGCGGAGGGUGCAGGAUUCGUAGAGGUGUGUGUGCGCGGGUGCGAGGCCGAGCUGCUCACCUCGACAAUAAACACACUCGGCCCAUUCAUGGAAGACGAGCUGAACUCGGACGCCCAGCCAAUCAGAAUCACCGUGCACAACACCCGCAUUACACUCAAGGAUGAUGGUCCCCGUGUGUAUCCCACCGCCCCCCAGCCUCUUCCUGUCUCCUUUGUCUUAGAUGGUGUAGUUCUGGAGCGACUGGACGAUGCAAUGCUUAUAGUCAGACCCACCGCCAGCCAAUCAGGAAACAAAGCCUGUUGUCAACCUGAAGGAGAUGACAAGACCCAGACCCUACAGUCUGAGCUUUCUGACGUUCACUCCGCACUCUCCGCUGCCAUCUCCGAUCGAGAACGUCUCUUAGAAGAAAUCCGCAAAUACGACCCGUCCUUCGUGCUAUGACCUCACACCACUACUGGGCAAAGGUCAAAAGUCAUAGUUCAAUUGUAGAACUGUGUGUGUAUGUGUGUGGAAAGCUUGUUAUUUAUGUACUCUUCCUGCUCUACUGAUAACCAGGUGCCAUGAAGAGUUUAACUUCCUGAUACUUGUUUACUUCCUGUUACUUAGUAACUGGUUCAGUGUUAACGCUUUUAUUUUUUAUUGUAUUUUUUUUUUAUUAUUAUUUUGUUGUAAAUAGACCGGUACAGUUAGUAUAGGCUGCUAAUGAGAUACAGCACAGGUGUGUGUGUGUGUGUGUGUGUGUGUGUGUGUGUGUGUGUGUGUGUGUGUGUGUGUGUGUGUGUGUGUGUGUGUGUGUGUGUGUGUGUGCGUGUGUGCGUGAGGUGAAAAUGUGUGUGAGGUACAUCAGUUGUAUGUGUAAACGUAGUUUUAGGUAUUUGUAUUUAUAAUACACACACACACACACACACACACACACACUCUUUGCAUGUGCCAAUUUAAAAAAUGCCACAAAAUAUUUCUCAUGGAUUUCUCACGGCUCCUCUAAUUAAAAUUCCCUUUUCUUUUUUUUUACACAUAGAUUCCACAAUGGACUUCUUUCUCUAAUACCCUUAAGUGCAUUGUGCAAUGUGGAGGAGUUUUUGUGCUAAUUAGAACACACACGUAAACGCUAGACAAUUCUAGACCACAGUAGUGCUGUUGUGUGUGUGUGUGUAUGUGUGUGCGUGUGUGUGUGUGGUUAAUAUCAUGGUGUAUCACUAGCCAGUGCAUGUAUGGGUUAUUUUUAGUGUUUAUUUUAAUUUUUUUUAAAUCAUGUUUUGGUACCAGUUGUGUGUGUGUGUGUGUGUGUGUGUGUGUGUGUGUGUGUGUGUGUGAGAGAGAGAGAGAGAGAGAGAGAGAGAGAGAGAGAAAUUGGUUCUAAGUUUUAAUUUUUUACAACUUGAUUUGCACAAACCUGAAAAUGUGAUGUGCGAGGUGUUGAUGUGAUCUGCAUGCUCGACUCUCUCUACCUUAGCUGUGUAGGAUCACGUGUAAAGGUGUUAAGUAUCUGUUUGGUUUGAGCUACUUGUGGCCCGGUACUUGAUUAUCGCGGCGGAAGGUAGGAGCAGAUGUUGUUGUGUAAAUUAGUUUACUUUAUUAUCUGUUUGUAAGGCGGAAAGGCAGAAAACUAGCCGCGCGGUCUUAUUUAUGAAUAAGAUUCUGCGUUCCAGCCAAACGUCGCCUCGUUCGCUAUCAUCCCGGAUUAGUUUCAAGGUACUUCCUGUUAUCCGUUAUGUUACCGUAGCUAUAAACAGCCAAAUCUCUCUUGAAGUUAAUGCGCCAAAAAAAAUCCAGCUCUCGGCUGACAGAGUCAGAGUCGACUGACACCCUGACACCGGAGACUCCUUUUUUUUUUCUUUACACGUCAAACAGAACACAAAACGGUUAUUUUCAGUCUUAUAUUACGUGGCUCCUCCUCCACGCAAGUCGCAGUGUAUUCGCUGUUGCUAUAGAAACGAUAUUUGUAGUAUGGAUAUAAGUAUAGGUUAUAUACUUCUGAGCUGCUUCGAUAGAAAAUUAUUCAUCAUCUGCGGAAUCCAGAUAUAAUUAUACGAUGUCCAACAGAUUCAGCGUUUGUUCGCUUUAAUUACAUAUCCGUUAAAUUACUCACAAGACCGACGUUUGCUGACCCCAUGACCUUAACCGGGACAUUGAAACCAUUUUAAUGUAUCACGUGUCCUUGAAUUAUUUAGGGAAUAUUGUAAAGAGCUGAGAGGGGCACGUUGGCUUAAUGGUUAGCACGUUCGCCUCACACCUCCAGGGGUUGGGGGUUCGAUUCCCACCUCCGCCUUGUGUGUGUGGAGUUUGCAUGUUCUCCCCGUGCCUCGGGGGUUUCCUCCGG
Messenger RNA from Tachysurus fulvidraco (yellow catfish), 5956 nucleotides. It is a transcript of the gene bltp3a, whose product is annotated as UHRF1 binding protein 1. The transcript is spliced from 21 exons. The record is from RefSeq and is a predicted model, not a curated record. Bases 259 to 4077 code for a protein of 1272 amino acids. NCBI's taxonomy places the organism in Eukaryota, Metazoa, Chordata, Actinopteri, Siluriformes, Bagridae.